Messenger RNA from Tinamus guttatus (white-throated tinamou), 2679 nucleotides. It is a transcript of the gene IKZF2, whose product is annotated as IKAROS family zinc finger 2. Gene Ontology annotation, molecular function: DNA-binding transcription factor activity; RNA polymerase II cis-regulatory region sequence-specific DNA binding. Gene Ontology annotation, biological process: regulation of transcription by RNA polymerase II. Lineage: Eukaryota; Metazoa; Chordata; Aves; Tinamiformes; Tinamidae. The record is from RefSeq and is a predicted model, not a curated record.
UUGACUAUGGAAGCAGAGGCUGCUGAUGGAUAUAUAACAUGUGACAACGAGCUUUCCCCCGACAGGGAGCACUCGGGCAUGGCUAUCGACCUCACCUCAAGCACACCCAAUGGGCAGCAUACCUCACCCAGUCACAUGGCGAGCACAAAUUCAGUAAAGCUAGAAAUGCAAAGUGAUGAGGAAUCUGACAGGAAGCCCCUGUGUCAGGAAGAUGAGAUCAGGGCUCUUGAUGAAGGAAGCAGCCUGGAAGAGCCCCUUGCUGACAAUAACGAGAUGAUGGAUAACAGAAAGAUCCAGGAGCUCUCGAGUGAGGGAGGAAUCCGGCUUCCGAAUGGUAAACUGAAAUGUGACGUCUGUGGCAUGGUUUGCAUUGGGCCCAAUGUGCUAAUGGUACAUAAAAGGAGCCACACUGGUGAACGCCCCUUCCACUGUAACCAGUGUGGAGCUUCUUUUACCCAGAAGGGGAACCUGCUGAGGCACAUCAAGUUGCACUCUGGGGAGAAACCGUUCAAAUGUCCCUUCUGCAGCUAUGCGUGCCGGCGGAGGGACGCCCUCACAGGACACCUCAGGACGCACUCCGUGGGCAAGCCUCACAAGUGCAACUACUGCGGCCGGAGCUACAAGCAGCGCAGCUCGCUGGAGGAGCACAAGGAACGCUGCCACAACUAUCUGCAGAACGUCAGCAUGGAGGCUGCCGGGCAGGUCAUGAGUCACCACGUACCUCCUAUGGAAGAUUGUAAGGAACAAGAGCCUGUGAUGGACAACAAUAUUCCUCUGGUGCCUUUUGAGAGACCUGCUGUUAUAGAGAAGCUGACAAGCAACAUGGGAAAGCGUAAAAGCUCCACCCCACAGAAGUUUGUGGGGGAAAAGCUCAUGAGAUUUGGCUAUCCAGACAUUCACUUUGAUAUGAACUUAACCUACGAGAAGGAGGCUGAGCUGAUGCAGUCUCACAUGAUGGACCAAGCCAUCAACAAUGCAAUCACCUACCUUGGAGCUGAGGCACUUCACCCCCUGAUGCAGCACACACCAAGCACAAUCGCCGAGGUGGCCCCGGUCAUCAGCUCAGCUUACGCUCAGGUCUAUCAUCCUAACAGGAUAGAGAGGCCCAUCAGCAGGGAAACGGCUGACAGUCACGAGAACAACAUGGAUGGCCCUAUCUCCCUCAUCAGACCAAAGAGUCGAACCCAGGAUCGAGAGGGCUCCCCCAGCAAUAGCUGCCUGGAUUCUACUGACUCAGAGAGCAGCCACGAAGACCGCCAGUCCUACCAAGGAAACUCUGCCUUAAACCCCAAGAGAAAGCCAAGCCCGGCUUAUAUGAAGGAGGACGCCAAGGCUUUGGAUGCCACAAAAGCUUCUAAGGGCUCUUUAAAGGAUAUCUACAAAGUCAUCAAUGGAGAAGGGGAGCAGAUUAGGGCUUUCAAGUGUGAGCACUGUCGCGUUCUUUUCCUAGACCAUGUCAUGUACACCAUCCACAUGGGCUGCCACGGCUACCGGGACCCGCUAGAGUGCAACAUCUGUGGCUACCGGAGCCAGGACCGCUAUGAGUUCUCAUCGCACAUUGUCCGAGGGGAGCACACAUUCCAUUAGGCCUUCUCAUCCAAAGGGGACUCUUAUGAAGUAGACAAAAAAAACUGCACAUGAAGAAAUACUGCACUUACAAUCCCACUUUUCCUCAGACAUUGAUACACCUAUUUUGUUGUUGUUGCUGUUGUUGUUGUUGCUGUUGUUUAAUUAUUAUUAUUAACCUUAUUUUUGUGGACCCAACCUCAGUUGCUCUGCCCAGCUUAAGAAAGGAAAGAAGGAAGGGAAGGGAUAAAAGAGGGGUUUGCCGUCACUUCUUGCUGAGUGACCUGACUUGCUUUUUAUGGGAAUUGUGGGGAAGGCAGUCUGUUUCUGUCACAAUUAGCUGUGUCUCAUGUCCUAUUUUGGGAUAUUGCUCAACUCUGCUAGGUGCUUUAAAGUCGUAUUGAGAUGCCACUCCUUUAUAAUUUCAGACAAAUAGGUAGGAACAUUUCAGAGGAGAGCCUUUUUCAAAUAUGUAGAUACGGUGUGGGGUUUUGGUGGCUGGAGAAGAGUUGGGGGGGCUUUAUUUUGCAGAAUGAACAAUUGUUUUAAAGCAAAACCGUUUUACGCUAGGGAUUUAGGAGCACGAAUCAAAGUCAAUAUUCCUCUCAAAACGACUUUGUAGGGUGAGCUGUUUCCUGGGUUCAGUGUGUAUUGCCCCUCGAGAAUGUACAAAAAUGUAUGUCUAACACUGUAGCACAUAACAGCAUUUUAGUUUCAUAAGUCCGAGGGCCUUCUGUGGUAAGUUUGAGGCUCUGUAUUUUUAUUUUCCUUAACUUAUGAAGCACCUUUUUUAGAAUUGUUGAUUUGCUCUUACUCCAUGCCUGUGUGUUGACUCACUGGCUUCUUAGAGACCCUUGGGAGCCUUACUUAUUUAGUUGCACCCUAUGUUUUAAGAAAUAGCAUUUACAAAUAACGUUUUAACCUUGCUCCUGGGACAGUAAGUGGCCUAGGAGUGGGUGAGAGAGUCUGUAGUUUACUCAAGAGGUUCUGCUGCUCUUCUAAAAUAAUUUGUUUUAAAAUUGCGAAUUUUCAAAUGACAAAAGUACUAGUAGCAAAGUAUUCUUUAAAUAUAAUUAUAUAUCUAUAUAUACACCUAUAUAAAUACUUUCUCAU